Tachyglossus aculeatus (Australian echidna) is the source of this 20394-nucleotide messenger RNA. It is a transcript of the gene NEB, whose product is annotated as nebulin. Gene Ontology annotation, molecular function: actin filament binding. NCBI's taxonomy places the organism in Eukaryota, Metazoa, Chordata, Mammalia, Monotremata, Tachyglossidae. The record is from RefSeq and is a predicted model, not a curated record. The coding region runs from base 1 to 19959 and encodes 6652 amino acids. The transcript is spliced from 147 exons. Gene Ontology annotation, biological process: cardiac muscle thin filament assembly. Gene Ontology annotation, cellular component: Z disc.
AUGGCAGACGAGGAUGAAUAUGAGGAGGUGAUCGAGUACUACACAGAAGAGACGAUCAUCGAAGAGGUGCCUGGGGAGACGAUUACAAAAGUCUAUGAAACGACGACAACCUCAUCAACUGGAUAUGAGGAACCAGCCAAGCCGGUUCAGAGAAAGAGAACCGUACGGAAGAAAGUGGACUCUUCCAAAUUCAUGACUCCUUACAUAGCACACAGUCAGAAAAUGCAAAAUCUCUUUAGCCAGAAUAAGUACAAAGAGAAUUUUGAGAAAGCCAAAGGACAGCCGUAUGCCACCACCUCCGAUACCCCCGAACUUCGCAGGAUCAAGAAAGUACAAGAUCAGCUCAGCGAGGUUAAGUACCGGAUGGAUGGUGACGUCGCUAAGACGAUCUGCCACGUGGACAAACAAGCAAAGGACAUAGAACAUGCGAAGAAAGUGUCGCAGCAAGUCAGCAAGGUUUUGUACAAACAGGAUUGGGAGGACACCAAGGAUAAGUACCUGCUUCCCCCCGAUGCUCCAGAGCUGGUCCAGGCAAUCAAGAACACCGCCAUGUUCAGUAAGAAACUGUACACCGAAGACUGGGAUGCUGACAAAAACUUAUUUUACCCCUACAACGACAGUCCCGAGCUGAGGAGGGUCGCCCAAGCCCAGAAAGCUCUCAGUGACAUUGCCUACAAGAAAGGGCAUGAAGAGCGGAAAGCUCAAUUCACGCCACUGGCAGACCCACCCGAUAUAGAAUUUGCCAAGAAAGUGACCAAUCAGCUGAGCAAGCAAAAGUACCAUGCGGAUUAUGAAAAUAAAGUCAAAGGCAAGUGGAGUGAGACACCUUGCUUUGAAAUUGCCAAUGCAAGAAUGAAUGCAGCUAACCUUAGCAUGAAAAAAUACCAGGAAGACUUUGAGAAUGCCAAAGACCAAAUUUACUUUAUGCAGACGGAUACCCCGGAGUACCAAGUUAAUAAGCGAGCUGGAAUCGCUGCUAGUAAGGUGAAAUACAAACAAGACUAUGAAAAGAAUAAAAGCGUGGCCGAUUAUAACGUGCUUCCCGCUACAGAGAACCCGCUGCUCAGGCAAUUGAAGGCUGCGGGGAAUGCCCUCAGUGAUAAAUUAUAUAAGGAAAACUAUGAGAAAACAAAGGCAAAGAGCAUAAACUACUGUGAGACUCCUAAAUUUAAGAUGGAUACCAUUCUGCACAACUUCAAUGAUAAUAAAUAUAAAGAUGCCUACAUGAAGAAUAUUCUGGGACAUUACGUGGGCAGCUCUGAAGACCCGUAUCAUUCCCACUGCAUGCAGGUUGCAGCUCAGAACAGUGACAAAAAUUACCGGGCCGAUUACGAAGAAGACCGGGGAAAGUGCUACUUCCCCCAGACCAUAACUCAAGAAUACGAAGCCAUCAGGAAACUAGACCAGUGUAAAGAUCAUACCUACAAAGUCCACCCUGAUAAGACCAAAUUCACUCCGGUCACUGACUCUCCUGUUCAACUGCAAGCCCAGAAAAAUACCAAGCAGCUGAGCGAUCUGAAUUACAAAGCGAAGCACGAGAGUGAGAAGUUCAAAUGCAACUUGCCCGCAGAUGCUCCAGCUUUUAUCCAGCACAAGGUCAACGCCUAUAACCUCAGCGACAAUGCUUAUAAGCACGACUGGGAGAAGAGUAAAGCUAAGAAGUUUGAGAUCAAGGUUGAUUCCAUCCCUCUCCUGGCAGCCAAAGCCAACAGCAAGAAUGCCAGCGAUGUGUUGUACAAGAAAGACUACGAGCAGAGCAGAGGGAAAAUGAUUGGAGCCCUGAGCAUCAAUGAUGAUCCCAAGAUGCUCCACUCUUUGAACGUGGCCAAAAACCAGAGCGACAGAUUAUACAGGGAAAACUACGAGAAGACAAAAGCCAAGAGUAUGAAUUACUGCGAGACUCCUAAAUUUCAGUUGGAUACCCUUAUGAAAAACUUCGGUGAGAAUAAAUAUAAAGAUUCCUACGUGAAGAAUAUUCUGGGACAUUAUGUGGGCAGCUAUGAAGACCCUUAUCAUUCCCACUGCAUGAAGAUUGCAGCUCAGAAUAGUGACAAAAAUUAUCGGGCCGAUUACGAGGAAGACCGGGGAAAAUGCUACUUCCCCCAGACCAUAACUCAAGAAUAUGAAGCCAUCAGGAAACUGGACCAGUGUAAAGAUCACACCUACAAAGUGCACCCCGAUAAAACGAAGUUUACUGCAGUCACUGACUCUCCGGUCCAGCUACAAGCCCAGAUCAAUACCAAGCAGCUGAGCGAUCUGAACUACAAAGCGAAGCACGAGAGUGAGAAGUUCAAAUGCAACGUCCCAGCAGACGCUCCAGUUUUCAUCCAGCACAGAGUCAAUGCUUACAACCUCAGUGACAAUGCUUACAAGCACGACUGGGAGAAGAGUAAAGCUAAGAAGUUUGAGAUCAAGGUUGAUUCCAUCCCUCUCUUGGCGGCCAAAGCCAACAGCAAGAAUGCCAGCGAUGUGUUGUACAAGAAAGACUACGAGCAGAGCAAAGGGAAAAUGAUUGGAGCCCUGAGCAUCAAUGAUGAUCCCAAGAUACUCCACUCUUUGAAAGUGGCCAAAAACCAGAGCGACCUUGAAUACCGAAAGAAUUACGAAAAGGCAAAGACUGUCUAUACGACACCUCUGGAUAUGAUCCAGGUCACCCAGGCUAAGAAAUGUCAAGCAAUUGUUAGCGAUGUGGACUAUAAGCACAUCUUACACAAUUACAGCUAUCCCCCUGAUAGCAUCAACGUGGACCUGGCGAAGAAGGCUUAUGCGCUGCAGAGUGAUGUUGAAUACAAAGCUGACUAUAACAGCUGGAUGAAAGGCUGUGGCUGGGUUCCAUUUGGUUCCUUGGAAAUGGAGAAGUCAAAGAGAGCGUCAGAUAUCCUCAAUGAGAAAAAAUAUCGCCAGCAUCCAGAUACUCUGAAAUUUACCUCAAUCGAAGACGAUCCUAUUAUUGUUCAGUCCAAAAUCAACCAGGCCCAAAGGAGUGACAUCCUCUAUAAAGCCAAAGGAGAGGAAAGGCUCCACAAGUAUGACCUUCCCACCGACUUCCCGCAGUUCAUCCAGGCCAAAGUGAACGCCUAUAACAUCAGUGAUUCUAUGUACAAACUGGACUUGAAAGAUUUGAGGAAAAAGGGUUACGACCUCAGAACGGAUGCUCUUCCUAUCCAAGUUGCCAAAGCUGCUCGGCAGGCUGCCAGUGACGUGCAUUACAAAAAAGAUUAUGAAAAAGCCAAAGGGAAAAUGGUGGGUUUCCAGAGUCUCCAGGAUGACCCCAAACUGGUUCAUUACAUGAAUGUCGCCAAGAUGCAGUCCGAGCGGGAAUACAAGAAAGAUUAUGAGAAGUCGAAGACCAAGUACAACACCCCGUUCGAUAUGUUCAACGUGGUUGGGGCCAAAAAGGCUCAGGACCUGGCCAGCAACAUCAACUACAAGCAUCAGCUGCACCAUUACACGUAUCUCCCCGACGCCAUGGACCUGGAGUUGUCCAAGAACAUGAUGCACAUUCAGAGCGAUAAUGCCUACAAGGAAGACUAUAAUAGCUGGAUGAAGGGACUUGGGUGGGUUCCCGUCGGCUCUCUGGAGAUGGAGAAAGUAAGGAAGGCAGGGGAUGCCUUGAACGAGAAGAAGUAUCGACAGCAUCCAGACACUCUGAAAUUUACCAGUGUGAUGGAUUCGCCGGUUAUGGUCCAGGCCAAACAGAACACACAGCAAGUCAGCGAUAAACUGUAUAAAGCCAAAGGAGAGGAGAUGAAACAUAACUUUACCAUCUGCCCCGACCUACCUCAGUUUAUCCAGGCCAGAUGUAACGCUUAUAACAUCAGUGAGGCGUGUUAUAAACGGGACUGGCAAGACUUAAUAGCCAAAGGGAAUAACGUCCUGGGAGACGCCAUCUCAAUUACUGCAGCCAAAGCUUCAAGAAACAUCGCUAGUGAUUAUAAGUACAAAGAAGCUUAUGAAAAAUCGAAAGGAAAGCAAGUUGGUUUUAGAAGUCUCCAAGAUGAUCCCAAACUAGUCCAUUACAUGAACGUUGCCAAGAUGCAGUCUGACCGCGAAUACAAGAAAAACUAUGAGACGACCAAGACCUCUUACCACACGCCUGGGGACAUGGUUAGCAUCACUGCUGCGAAGAUGGCUCAGGACGUCACCACCAACAUCAACUACAAGCAGCCCAUCCACCACUACACCUACUUACCGGAUGCCAUGAGCCUGGAGCACUCCAGAAAUAUGAAUCAAAUUCAGAGUGAUAAUUUAUACAAAGAAGAUUACAACAACUUUUUCAAGGGCAUUGGAUGGAUCCCAAUCGGCUCUCUGGAGGUUGAAAAAGUCAGAAAAGCAGGCGAUGCACUGAACGAGAAGAAAUAUCGCCAGCACCCAGACACGAUCAAAUUCACCAGCGUGACUGAUUCUAUGGGAAUGGUCUUGGCCCAGCAGAAUACCAAGCAAUUAAGCGAUCUGAAGUAUAAAGUGGAGGGGGAAAAAAUGAAACACACGUAUACUUUGGACCCUGAACUCCCUCAGUUUAUUCAAGCCAAGGUGAAUGCCCUGAACAUGAGUGAAGCUCACUACAAAGCAGACUGGAAGAAGAGUCUUGCCAAGGGUUAUGAUUUGCCAACAGAUGCUAUUCCAAUCCAAGCUGCGAAAGCAUCACGAAACAUUGCCAGUGAUUACAAGUAUAAGGAGUCAUAUGAGAAGGCCAAAGGGAAGCAAGUGGGAUUCCGUAGCCUGCAAGAUGACCCUAAACUGGUUCACUACAUGAACGUGGCCAAAAUGCAGUCAGAGCGGGAGUACAAGAAGGGAUACGAAGCCAGCAAGACCCGGUAUCACACGCCAUUGGACAUGAUCAGUGUGACGGCGGCUAAACAGUCCCAAGAAGCAGUGACAAAUACCAACUACCGACAGCCCAUCCACGAUUACACAUUCUUGCCCGAUGCUCUGCCCCUGGAGCAUUCGAAAAACAUGAUGCAGCUCCAGAGCGAUAAUAUCUACAAGUCGGACUUCACCAACUGGAUGAAAGGAAUCGGCUGGAUGCCCAAUGAGUCCCUGGAGAUAGAGAAGGUGAAGAAAGCGGGGGAGAUUCUCAGCGAGAAGAAGUACCGACAGCACCCCGAAAAACUCAAGUUUACCCUAUCCAUGGAUUCCAUGGACCAAGUGCUUGCCAAAAGCAAUAAACUGACCAUGGAUAAGAGGCUGUACACCGAUAAGUGGAACAAAGAGAAGACCACGAUCCAUGUCAUGCCAGACACUCCCGAUAUCGUGUUAUCUAGAAUAAACCAGAUAACCAUGAGCGAUAAACUCUACAAAGCUGGAUGGGAAGAAGAAAAGAAGAAAGGUUAUGACCUAAGAACAGAUGCCAUCCCAAUUCAGGCUGCCAAGGCGGGCACAGAUAUUGCAAGUGAUUACAAAUACAAAAAAGCUUAUGAACAAGCAAAGGGGAAGCACAUUGGCUUCCGGAGUCUCGAAGAUGACCCCAAACUAGUGCACUUCAUGCAGGUGGCUAAGAUGCAGUCCGAACGGGAAUACAAAAAAGGUUACGAGAAGUCCAAGACAUCGUUCCAAACACCGGUGGACAUGCUCAGCAUGGUGACAGCCAAGAAGUCACAAGAAGUGGCUACGAAUAUUAACUACAAGAACCUGAUACACUCAUACAACCUCCUCCCUGAUGCCAUGAAUUUUGAGUUGGCCAAAAAUAUGAUGCAGAUCCAGAGUAAUAAUCAGUAUAAAGCUGACUAUGAUGAUUACAUGAAGGGGAUUGGCUGGCUACCCAUAGGCUCCUUAGAAGCUGAGAAGAACAAGAAAGCCAUGGAAAUCGUGAGCGAAAAGAAAUACCGACAACAUCCAGACACCCUGAAGUAUUCCACGCUGAUGGACUCCAUGAACAUGGUUCUAGCCCAGAAUAAUGCAAAAAUCAUGAAUAAUCAACUUUACAAGCAAGCAUGGGAAGCUGACAAGACCAAGGUUCACAUCAUGCCAGAUAUCCCCGAGAUUGUUUUGGCAAAGGCAAAUGCAAUCAACAUGAGUGAUAAACUCUACAAGCUUUCCUUGGAAGAGUCCAAGAAGAAAGGGUAUGACCUCAGGACGGACGCGAUUUCCAUCACCGCUGCCAAAGCAUCUAGAGAUAUUGCUAGUGACUACAAGUACAAGCACAGCUACGAGAAGGAAAAGGGGAAAAUGGUGGGCUUCCGCAGUCUCCAGGAUGACCCGAAACUCGUCCAUUACAUGCAAGUGGCGAAAAUGCAGUCGGAUCGGGAAUACAAGAAGAACUAUGAGACAACCAAGACCAGAUACCAGACCCCCGCUGAUAUGCUCAGUGUCACAGCAGCCAAGGACGCGCAGGCCAAUAUAACCAAUACCAACUACAAACACCUGAUCCACAAAUAUAUCCUCCUGCCAGACGCCAUGAGCAUUGAACUGACCAGGAACAUGAAUCGCAUUCAGAGUGCGAACGAAUACAAGCAGGACUAUAACGAGUGGUACCGGGGCCUCGGCUGGAACCCAGCUGACUCCCUGGAGGUGGAGAAAGCCAAGAAAGCGACGGAGUACGCCAGUGACAUGAAGUACCGCCAGCAACCCAGCACCUUCCCGUUCAAGAAGCUGACCGACUCCAUGGACAUGGUCCUGGCAAAGCAGAACGCACAAACCAUGAAUAAGUAUCUGUAUACCGUCGACUGGAAUAAGGAUAAAACUCAAAUUCACGUGAUGCCCGAUACCCCGGAUAUUCUGCAGGCUAAACAGAACCAGACGCUCUUCAGUCAGAAACUGUAUAAACUCGGAUGGGAAGAAGCACUGAAGGAAGGCUACGACCUCCGCCCUGACGCUAUUUCAGUUCAGUCGGCCAAGGCAUCAAGGGACAUCGCCAGCGACUAUAAGUACAAAGAAGGCUACCGCAAGCAGCAGGGGCACCAUAUUGGAUUCCGUAGCAUUCAAGAUGACCCCAAAUUGGUGUUGUCCAUGAACGUGGCCAAAAUGCAGAGCGACCGGGAGUACAAGAAAGACUUCGAGAAGUGGAAGACCAAGUUCAGCAGCCCCGUGGACAUGCUGGGCAUUGUGUUAGCCAAGAAGUGCCAGGAAUUGGUCAGCGAUGUGGACUACAAGCACCCUCUGCAUCAGUGGACAUGCCUGCCGGACCAGAAUGACGUCAUUCAAGCCAAGAAAGUGUACGAGUUGCAGAGUGAGAAUUUGUAUAAGUCUGAUCUUCACUGGCUGAAGGGAAUUGGGUGGAGUCCUUUAGGCUCUCUGGAAGCUGAAAAGAAUAAGAAGGCUUCUGAAAUCAUCAGCGAGAAGAAAUACCGCCAGCCGCCAGACAGAUUUAAGUUCACCAGCCUUCCUGAUGCCAUGGACAUCGUUUUGGCGAAGACUAAUGCCAAAAACAGGAGUGAUAGACUCUAUAGGGAAGCUUGGGACAAAGACAAGACGCAGAUCCACAUCAUGCCAGACACUCCCGAUAUCAUUCUGGCUAAAGCGAACUUAAUCAAUUCAAGUGACAAACUCUACAGAUUAGGCUAUGAGGAAUUGAAGAAGAAAGGUUACGAUCUCCCUAUUGAUGCCAUUCCAAUCAAGGCAGCCAAAGCUUCCAGAGAAAUUGCCAGUGAAUACAAAUACAAGGAAGGUUACCGCAAGCAGCUUGGCCACCACGUCGGAGCGCGGGACAUUCAGGACGACCCCAAGAUGAUGUGGUCCAUGCACGUAGCCAAGAUCCAGAGCGACCGGGAGUACAAGAAAGACUUUGAGAAGUGGAAGACCAAGUUCAGCAGCCCAGUGGACAUGCUGGGGGUUGUCCUGGCCAAGCAGUGUCAGAUCCUGGUGAGCGACAUAGACUAUAAGCAUCCUCUGCACGAGUGGACCUGCCUGCCGGACCAGAAUGAUGUCGUCCAUGCCAGAAAAACCUAUGACCUUCAGAGUGAUAAUUUGUAUAAGGCAGAUCUCCAGUGGUUAAGGGGCAUUGGCUGGGCUCCCAGUGGCUCCCUUGAAGAUGAGAAGAACAAGAGAGCUACCAAAAUUCUGAGCGACAACGUAUACCGCCAACACCCAGACAAAUUCAAAUUCUCCAGCCUCCUGGACUCCAUGCCAAUGGUUUUGGCCAAGAACAAUACCGUGAAUAUGAACCAGCGCCGUUAUACAGAAGCUUGGGACAAAGAUAAAACCAGCAUCCAUAUUAUGCCAGACACUCCGGAAGUUUUUCUGGCAAAACAGAACAAAGUCAACUACAGUGAGAAACUCUACAAAAUGGGCCUGGAAGAAUCCAGACAGAGAGGCUACGAUCUGCGCCUGGAUGCAAUCCCCAUCCAGGCAGCAAAGGCCUCCAGGGACAUCGCAAGUGAAUACAAGUAUAAAGAAGGUUACCGCAAGCAGCUCGGCCACCAUAUCGGUGCCCGGGCCAUACAUGACGAUCCCAAGAUGAUGUGGUCUAUGCACAUAGCUAAGGUCCAGAGCGACCGGGAGUACAAGAAAGAUUUUGAGAAAUACAAGACCCGAUUCAGCAGCCCAGUCGACAUGCUGGGAGUUGUAUUGGCCAAGAAGUGUCAGGAACUGGUCAGCGAUGUGGACUACAAGCAUCCUCUGCAUCAGUGGACAUGUCUGCCAGACCAAAAUGAUGUCAUUCAUGCCCGGAAAGCCUAUGACCUCCAGAGUGAUAAUCUGUACAAGUCAGAUCUCCAGUGGUUGAGAGGCAUCGGCUGGGUCCCCAUCGGCUCUGUAGACAUUGAGAAAUGCAAAAGGGCGACGGAGAUUCUGAGCGACAACAUUUACCGCCAGCCUGCAGACAAGCUGAAAUUUACCAGCGUGACCGACUCUCUGGAGCAGGUCCUGGCCAAGAACAAUGCCAUCACCAUGAACAAGCGUUUAUAUACCGAGGCUUGGGACAAAGACAAGACACAGGUCCACAUAAUGCCCGAUACACCAGAGAUUACCCUGGCAAGGCAGAACAAAAUCAACUACAGCGAGAGUCUGUAUAAACUGGCCAAUGAAGAGGCCAAGCAGAAAGGCUAUGAUCUGCGCAUAGAUGCCAUCCCCAUCCAAGCAGCCAAAGCAUCCAGAGACAUCGCCAGUGAUUACAAGUACAAAGAUGGCUACCGCAAGCAACUGGGCCACCACAUCGGAGCGCGGAACAUCCAUGACGACCCCAAGAUGAUGUGGUCCAUGCACGUGGCCAAGAUCCAGAGCGACCGGGAGUACAAGAAAGACUUUGAGAAGUGGAAGACCAAGUUCAGCAGCCCGGUGGACAUGCUGGGGGUUGUCCUGGCCAAGCAGUGUCAGAUCCUGGUGAGCGAUAUAGACUAUAAGCAUCCUCUGCACGAGUGGACCUGCCUGCCGGACCAGAAUGAUGUCAUUCACGCCCGGAAGGCCUACGACCUUCAAAGUGACAAUCUGUACAAGUCAGAUCUCCAGUGGUUGAGAGGCAUCGGCUGGGUCCCCAUCGGCUCUGUAGACAUUGAAAAAUGCAAACGGGCGACGGAGAUUCUGAGCGACAACGUUUACCGCCAGCCUGCAGACAAGCUGAAGUUUACCAGCGUGACCGACUCUCUGGAGCAGGUCCUGGCCAAGAAUAAUGCCAUCACCAUGAACAAGCGUUUAUAUACCGAGGCUUGGGACAAAGACAAGACGCAAGUCCACAUAAUGCCCGAUACACCAGAGAUUAUCCUGGCAAGGCAGAACAAAAUCAACUACAGCGAGAGCCUUUAUCGACUUGCCCUCGAAGAGUCAAAGAAGGAAGGUUACGACUUGAGGAUUGACGCUAUUCCAAUUGUUGUCGCUAAAGCAUCCAGGGAUAUUGCCAGUGAUUACAAAUACAAAGAGGCUUACCGCAAGCAACUUGGCCACCAUAUCGGCGCCCGAACCGUGCGUGACGACCCCAAGAUAAUGUGGUCCCUGCACAUAGCCAAGGUCCAGAGCGACCGGGAGUACAAGAAAGACUUCGAGAAAUACAAGACCCGAUUCAGCAGCCCAGUAGACAUGCUGGGCAUUGUGUUAGCCAAGAAUAGCCAGACUUUGGUCAGCGAUGUGGACUACAAGCACCCUCUGCAUGAGUGGACCUGUCUGCCGGACCAGAAUGACAUCAUUCACGCUCGAAAGGCCUAUGACCUCCAGAGUGACAAUCUCUACAAGGCAGAUCUCGACUGGUUGAAAGGCACUGGCUGGGUGCCGAUUGGGUCCGUGCCGGUUCUUCACGCGAAGAGAGCGGCAGAGAUUCUGAGUGAAAGCAUGUACCGCCAGCCUCCAGAAAAGCUGAAAUUUACCAGCGUGACCGACUCUCCGGAGCAGGUGUUGGCCAGGAAUAAUGCCAUCACCAUGAACAAGCGCUUAUAUACUGAAGCGUGGGACAAUGCCAAGAAAACAAUCCACGUCAUGCCUGACACUCCAGAAAUCAUGCUAGCAAAGCUCAACCGAAUCAACUACAGUCAGAAACUCUACAGACUUGCCUUAGAAGAGUCCAGGAAGGAAGGUUAUGACUUGCGCCUGGACGCCAUACCGAUUCAAGCUGCCAAGGCCUCCCGAGACAUUGCUAGUGAUUAUAAAUACAAAGAGGCUUACCGCAAGCAGCUUGGCCACCACAUCGGAGCGCGGGAAAUUCAGGAUGACCCCAAGAUAAUGUGGUCCAUACAUGCAGCCAAGAUCCAGAGCGACCUGGAGUACAAGAAAGACUUUGAGAAGUGGAAGACCAAGUACAAUACCCCAGUCGACAUGCUGGGCAUUGUGACCGCCAAAAAUAGCCAGACUUUGGUCAGCGAUGUGGACUACAAGCAUCUUCUGCAUGAGUGGACCUGCCUGCCGGACCAGAACGACGUCAUUCAUGCCCGGAAGGCCUAUGACCUCCAGAGUGAUGCUAUUUACAAAGCUGACCUGGACUGGCUCAGAGGCAUCGGAUGGGUUCCCAUUGGUUCCGUGGAUGUCGAGAAGGCAAAGAGAGCGGGAGAGAUCCUCAGCGAGAGGAAGUACCGACUGCCUGCUGACCAGCUCAAGUUCACCUGCAUCACAGAUACCCCGGAAAUCGUCCUGGCGAAGAGUAACGCCCUCAAUGCGAGCAAGCACCUCUACACUGAAGCCUGGGACACUGACAAAGCCACCAUUCACGUGAUGCCAGAUACACCUGAAAUCAAGCUGGCCAAGGCCAAUUCCGUGAAUGUCAGCCAGAAACUUUACACCAAAGGAUGGGACGACUCAAAGAUGAAGGACUAUGACUUCAAAUUAGAUGCAAUUUCCAUCCAAAGGGCCAAGGCCUCAAGAGAUAUCGCCAGUGAUUACAAAUACAAGGAAGCAUACGAGCAGCAGAGGGGACAUCACAUCGGCGCCCGGUGCGUGGAAGAUGAUCCCAAGAUUCUGUGGUCAAUUCAUGCAGGAAAGAUACAGAGUGAAAGGGAGUACAAGAAAGAUUUCCAGAAGUGGAAGACCAAGUUCAGCAGCCCGGUGGAUAUGCUGGGCAUCUUGCUUGCGAAGAAAUGCCAGACCCUGGUCAGUGAUAUUGAUUAUCGCAACUAUUUUCACUACUGGACGUGUUUACCGGACCAGAAUGAUGUCAUCCAUGCCAAGAAAGCCUACGAUCUUCAGAGCGAUGCCAUCUACAAGGCUGAUCUGGAGUGGUUGCGAGGGAUUGGCUGGCUGCCCCAGGACUCCCCUGAGCAGUUGAGAGUGAAGAACGCCCAGGAGAUUCUGUGUGACAGUGUCUACCGGACCCCUGUGGAGAAACUCAAGUACACCAGCAUCGUCGACACACCCGAAGUUGUUCUCGCCAAGACAAAUGCUGAACAGAUCAGCAUACCCAAGUACAGAGAAGCUUGGGACAAAGACAAAGCGUCGAUCCACAUCACGCCAGACACUCCUGAAAUCAACCUCGCCAGAACAAAUGCUGUCAACGUGAGCAAUAAAAUUUAUAAAGAAAGCUGGAAUGAAGUGAAAAUGAGCUGCGACGUGAGGCUGGACGCCAUUCCAAUCCAGUCUGCCAAGGCCUCCAGGGAGAUUGCCAGUGAUUAUAAGUACAAACUAGAUCACGAGAAGCAAAAGGGACACUACGUCGGGACGCUCACAGCUCGGGAUGACAACCGGAUCCGAUGGGCCCUCCUGGCGGGCAAGAUUCAGAACGAGAGGGAGUACAGGAUGCACUGGGCCAAAUGGAAGAACAAAUUUCAGAGCCCAGUGGAUAUGCUCUCCAUCUUGCAUUCCAAAAAUUCCCAGGCCUUGGUCAGUGAUGUGGAUUACCACAAUUACCUGCAUCAGUGGACGUGUCUGCCUGACCAGAAUGACGUGAUCCAAGCUAAGAAGGCCUAUGAAUUGCAGAGCGACGUUGUUUACAAAGCUGAUUUAGAAUGGCUGCGUGGAAUUGGGUGGUUGCCCAAUGACUCCGUUUCUGUCAAUCAUGUCAAGCAUGCCCAGGACAUCUUUAGUGAGCAAAAGUACCGCACCAAGAUAGAAUCUCUCAAUUUCACCCCAGUGGAUGACAGAGUUGACUACGUGACCGCGAAGCAGAGUGGCGAAAUUCUCAACGAUAUUAAAUACAGGAAAAAUUGGAAUGACACCAAGUCGAAGUAUACUCUGACAGAAACGCCAGUGCUGCAAGCUGCCCAAGAAGCAGGCAGGAUCCUUGACCAGUACCUGUACAAAGAAGGCUGGGAGAAGCAGAAAGCGACCGGUUACAUUUUGCCACCGGAUGCUGUGCCGUUCGUUCACGCCCAUCACUCAAAUGAUGUCCAGAGUGAGCUCAAAUACAAGGCUGAAUACGUGAAGCAGAAGGGUCAUUACGUCGGCGUCCCCUCAAUGAGAGAUGACCCCAAACUGGUCUGGUUCGAACACGCGGGCCAGAUUCAGAACGACAGGCUGUACCAGAAGGAUUACCACAAAACCAAAUCCAGAAUCCACAUCCCCGUGGACAUGAUGUCGGUCCUGGCGGCCAAGGAGGGGCAGACUUUGGUCAGCAACAUUGAUUACCAUAAUUACCUGCACCGAUGGACCUGCCACCCUGACCAGAACGACUGCAUUCAAGCCAAGAAGGCCUAUGAACUACAGAGUGAUAACAUUUAUAAAGCCGACCUGGAAUGGCUCCGAGGUAUCGGUUGGAUCCCCCUGGAUUCCGUCGAGCACGUGAGAGUUACAAAGAACCAGGAGUUGGUCAACCAGGUUAAAUACAAGAAAGAUGCUCUCGACAACUAUCCCAACUUCACAAGCGUGGUCGACCCUCCGGAAAUUGUCCUGGCCAAGAUUAACUCUGUCAAUCAGAGUGACGUGAGAUACAAAGAAACGUUCAACAAAGCCAAGGGCAAGUAUAUCGGUUCUGCAGAUACGCCCCACUUGUCGCACUCGAGAGACAUGGCAAAACUCUACAGUACCAUACUAUAUAAAGGUACCUGGGAAGGCAGCAAGGCCUUCGGCUACACGUUGGAUGAGCGCUACAUACCGAUCGUGGGAGCCAAGAACGCCGACUACGUGAACAGUGAGCUUAAAUACAAAGAAGUGUAUGAGAAGCAGAAGGGCCAUUACCUGGCCGGAAAACACAUCAGCGAAUUCCCCAGUGUCAUUCACUCUCUGGAUUUCCAAAAAAUGAGGAGUGCGCUGAACUACCGAAGGCAUUACGAAGACACCAAAGCCGAUGUCCAUAUUCCCAAUGACAUGCUCAAUCACGUCCUGGCCAAAAAGUGCCAGUACAUCCUCAGUGACCUGGAAUACCGCCAUUACUUCCACCAGUGGUUGUCUCUGCCCGAAGAGCCCCGCUUCGUCCAGGCUAAGAACGCCCAGGAGAUUCUGAGCGACGUUGUGUAUAAAGAUGACUUGAAUUGGCUGAAAGGAAUUGGGUGCUACAUCUGGGACACACCACAAAUCCUCCAAGCCAAGAAGUCGUAUGACCUCCAAAGUCAGCUGCAAUACACCGCGGCAGGAAAAGAAAAUUUGCAGAACUAUAACCUUGUCACCGAUACCCCGCUCUACGUGACGGCCGUGCGGAGUGGCACCAAUGCUAGUGAGGUGAAAUAUAAAGAAAACUAUCACCAGAACAAGGACAAGUACACCACAGUGCUGGAAACGGUAGAUUACGACAGAACCAAGAGCCUGAAGAGCCUUUUUAGCAGUAACCUGUACAAAGAAGCCUGGGAGAGAGUGAAAGCCACCAGUUACCUCCUGCCAACCAGCGCGGUCUCCUUAACCCAUGCCAGGAGCCAGAAGCACCUGGCCAGCAAUCUCAAGUAUCGGGAAGAAUACGAGAAGUUUAAAGCGCUUUAUACCUUACCCAAAGGUGUCGAAGAUGAUCCGAACACAGCCAGAUGCCUCCGCGUUGGCAAGUUUAACAUUGAUCGCCUGUACAGGUCGGUCUACGAAAAGAACAAGACAAAAAUCCACAUCAUGCCAGACAUGGUAGAGAUCGUUUCUGCUAAAAACACCCAGAAGAAAGUCAGCGAGAUCGACUACCGCCUCCAUCUCCACGAAUGGAUCUGCCACCCUGACCUGAAGAUCAACAGUCAUGUCCGGAAAGUCACCGACCAGCUGAGCGACAUUGUGUACAAGGAUGACCUCAACUGGCUGAAGGGGAUCGGUUGCUACGUGUGGGACACCCCGGAAAUCCUCCACGCCAAACACGCCUACGACCUGCGCAGUGACAUCAAGUACAAAGCUGAAAUGGAGAAAAUGAAGAAUGACUACACCCUGGUGACCGACACUCCUGUCUACGUUCAGGCAGUCAAGAGUGGCCAGCAACUCAGUGAUGCUGUUUACCGCCACGAGUACGUGCACAACGUUAGAGGCAGAGUGGCUCCCACAACCAAAACAGUGGAUUUGGAUCGAGCCCUUCACGCUUACAAAUUGCAGAGCGAAAAUUUGUACCGGAAAACUGGUCUACACUACCUCCCCACUGGCUAUAAGCUCCCGGCUGAUGCACCCCACUUCAAGCAUGUUAAGGAUAUCAAGUACAUUAGUAGUUAUUUUAAAUACAAAGAAGCUUAUGAACACCUCAAGGCAUACGGCUACACCCUGGGACCCAAUGACGUUCCUUUCGUGCAUAUAAGGAACGCCAACAAAGUCACUAGUGAGAGGCUGUAUAGACAACUGUACCACAAACUGAAGGACAAGAUUCACACGACCCCAGACACGCCUGAGAUCCGCCAAGUCAAAGCCACACAGGAAGCUGUCAGCGAUUUGAUCUACAAGUCCAACUUCUUCAAGAUGCAAGGCCACAUGAUCUCCCUGCCAUACACCCCUCAAGUGCUCCACUGCCGCCACGUGGGAGACAUCACAAGUGACAUUAAAUACAAAGAGGAUCUCCGGUUACUGAAGGGCCUGGGCUGCUUCCUGUAUGACACCCCCGAUAUGGUCCGUUCUCGCCACCUGCGGAAGCUCUGGUCUAACUACGUGUACACGGACAGUGCAAGGAAGAUACGGGACAAAUACAGCGUGGUGCUGGACACCCCUGAGUACAGGAAAGUGCAGGAGUUGAAGACCCAUUUGAGUGAGAUCGUGUACAGAGCGGUGGGCAAGAAGCAGAAGUCAAAGUUCACUUCUAUUGUCGACACUCCUGACUUUUUGAGGGCAAAGAAAGGGCAGAAGCUCCAGAGUCAGUAUCUGUACGUUGAGUUGGCCACCAAAGAAAGACCUCAUCACCACGCCGGCAACCAGACCACAGCCCUGAAGCAUGCUAAACACGUGAAGGACAUGGUCAGCGAGAAAAAGUACAAAAUUCAGUACGAAAAGAUGAAGGACAAGUACACCCCAGUCCCCGACACGCCGAUCCUCAUCAGAGCCAAGAAAGCUUACUGGAACGCGAGCGAUUUACGGUACAAAGAAACGUUCCAAGCCACCAAAGGCAAAUACCACACCGUGAAGGACGCCCUGGACAUUGUGUACCACCGCAAGGUCACCGAUGACAUCAGCAGCGUGAAAUACAAGGAAAACUACAUGAGUCAGUUGGGAAUUUGGAGGUCGAUUCCGGAUCGUCCGGAGCACUACCACCAUCGGGCAGUCACCGAUGCCAUCAGCAGUGUUAAAUACAAGGAAGACCUGAACUUGCUCAGGGGAAUCGGCUGCUACGUUUGGGAUACGCCAGACUUCGUUCUGGCAGGACAGAACAAGUCUCUGUACAGCAAGUGUAAAUACAAGGAGUUAUUUGAGAAGACAAAGUCCCAAUUCAAGUAUGAAGCCGACUGCCCGAUCAAUAGACAUUUCAAGCACGCGACUCAGCUGCUGAAUGAGAAAAAGUACAGAGCUGAUUAUGAGCAGCGGAAAGAUAAGUACAGUCUUGUGGUGGAUGAACCUAGACAUCUCCUGGCUAAGAUGGCAGAUGAACAGAUCAGCCAGAUCAAAUACCGGAAAAAUUAUGAAAAGUCCAAGGACAAAUUCACUUCUAUCGUGGACACCCCCGAACAGCUGCGCACUACAAAAGUCAACAAGCAAAUCAGCGAUAUCCUCUACAAGUUGGAAUAUAACAAGGCCAAGCCAAGAGGCUACACCACGAUUCAUGACACUCCGAUGCUCCUCCAUGUUCGCAAGGUUAAAGACCAAGUCAGUGAUCUGAAAUACAGAGAAAUUUAUGAAAAGAACAAAUCGAACUGUACCAUCGAACCGGAAGCCGUGCACAUAAAGGCAGCCAAGGAGGCCUACAAAGUCAACACUAAUCUGGAUUACAAGAAGCAAUACGAAGCCACCAAAGCUCACUGGAAGUGGAUCGCCGACCGACCUGACUUCCUGCAAGCGGCCAAGUCGUCCUUGCAACAAAGCGAUUUCGAAUACAAGCUCGACCGCGAGUUCCUGAAGGGUUGCAAGCUCUCGGUCACCGAUGACAAGAACACGGUGCUGGCUCUCAGGAAUUCUCUAAUAGAAAGUGAUCUGAAGUACAAGGAGAAGCACGUCAAGGAGCGAGGAACCUGCCAGGCCGUACCGGACACCCCUCAGAUCCUCCUGGCGAAGACGGUCAGCUCCCUGGUGUCUGAGAACAAGUACAAGGACUACGUGAAGAAGCACCUGGCUCAGGGGUCUUACACCACCCUCCCCGAAACCCGGGACACGGUUCACGUCAAGGAAGUAACCAAGAAUGUCAGUGAAACCAAUUACAAAAAGAAGUUCGUGAAGGAGAGAGGAAAAUCUAAUUACUCAAUCAUGCUGGAGCCACCGGAAGUGAAACACGCCAUGGAUGUGGCGAAGAAGCAGAGCAACGUCGCUUACAAAAAAGAUGCCAAGGAAAAUCUGCACUACACCAUGGUGGCAGAGCGCCCGGACAUCAAGAAAGCCACCCAGACGUCCAAGCUGGUCAGUGAGGUGGAGUACAGAGCCAAGCACCGCAAGGAAGGAAGUCACGGGCUGAGCAUGCUCGGCCGUCCAGACAUCGAACUUGCCAAAAAGGUGUCCAAACUGACUAGCCAGAUUAAAUACCGAGAGAACUUCGACAAAGAGAAGGGCAAGACGUGCAAGUUCAACCCCAAGGACAGCCAGCUCUACAAGACCAUGAAGGAUGCCAGUAACUUGGCCAGUGAGGUCAAAUAUAAGGCAGAUCUCAAGAAACUUCACAAACCGGUGACUGAUAUGAAGGAAUCCCUGCUGAUGAAUCACGUUCUGAGCACCAGCCAGCUUGCCAGUUCGUACCAGUACAAGAAGAAAUACGAGAAGAGCAAGGGCCACUACCACACAAUACCUGAUAAUCUGGAGCAGCUUCAUCUGAAAGAGGCCACAGAACUACAGAGCAUAGUGAAGUACAAAGAAAAGUAUGAGAAGGAGCGCGGGAAGCCCAUGUUGGACUUUGAGACCCCAACAUACAUCACUGCUAAGGAAUCCCAGCAGAUGCAGAGUGGGAAAGAAUAUAGGAAGGAAUACGAAGAAUCCAUUAAAGGCAGAAACCUUACAGGCCUGGAGAUCACUCCGUCCUUAUUACACGUCAAAUACGCUACCAAGAUAGCGAGCGAGAAAGAGUAUAGGAGAGACCUGGAGGAGAGCAUCCGAGGGAAGGGGCUCACGGAAAUGGAGGACACGCCGGACAUGCUAAGAGCCAAGAACGCCACUCAGAUCCUGAACGAGAAAGAGUACAAGAAGGGACUGGAGCUAGAAAUCAAAGGGAAAGGCCUGAACGCCAUGGCGAAUGAAACCCCGGAUUUCAUGCGAGCCAAGAACGCUACCGACAUUGCCAGUCAGAUUAAAUAUAAGCAUUCCGCAGAAAUGGAAAAGGCCAAUUUCACCUCUGUGGUGGAUACUCCGGAGAUCAUUCAUGCUCAGCAGGUCAAGAACCUCUCAAGUAAGAAAAAAUACAAGGAAGAAGCUGAAAAGUCCAUGUCGUAUUAUGAGACGGUCCUGGACACGCCGGAGAUGGAGAGGGUCCGGGAGAACCAGAAGAACUUCAGCAUCCUCCAGUACCAGUGCGACCACAAAAACACGCAGGGGAAGAUCACGGCGGUACAGGACACGCCGGAAAUACUACGCGUCAAGGAAAAUCAGAAGAACUUCAGCUCGGUGCUGUACAAAGAAGAUGUCACCCCGGGGACAGCCAUUGGGAAGACCCCAGAGAUGGCAAGAGUGAAGCAGACGCAGGAUCACAUCAGCUCGGUCAAAUACAAGGAAACUAUUGGACAAGGAAUUCCGAUUUCCGACCUUCCCGAAGUGAAACGUGUCAAGGAGACGCAGAAGCACAUUAGCUCGGUCAUGUACAAAGAAAACCUGGGCACGGGCACCCCCAUCACCGCCACCCCGGAGAUCGAGAGAGUCAAACGCAAUCAAGAAAACUUUAGCUCGGUUCUGUACAAAGAAAAUCUGGGUACGGGAACCUCAACACCCGUCACUCCAGAGAUGGAGAGAGUCAAACGCAAUCAAGAAAACUUUAGCUCGGUGUUGUACAAAGAGAACAUGGGGAAAGGCACCCCCUUGCCUGUCACUCCCGAGAUGGAGAGAGUCAAACACAAUCAAGAGAACAUUAGCUCGGUGUUGUACAAAGAGAACAUGGGGAAAGGCACCCCCUUGCCUGUCACUCCCGAGAUGGAGAGAGUCAAACACAAUCAAGAGAACGUUAGCUCGGUUCUGUACAAAGAAAAUCUGGGGACAGGAACCCCAACACCCAUCACUCCAGAGAUGGAGAGAGUCAGACGCAAUCAAGAAAACUUUAGCUCGGUUUUGUACAAAGAGAACUUGAGAAAGGCCACGCCGACUCCGGUCACUCCCGAGAUGGAGAGGGCUAAGCGCAAUCAAGAAAACAUUAGCUCGGUCCUCUACUCGGACAGUUUCCGCAAACAAGUCCAAGGCAAGGCGGCCUACGUCAUGGACACCCCAGAAAUGAGGCGUGUGCGGGAGACCCAGCGUCAUAUCUCCUCGGUGAAGUACCACGAGGACUUCGAGAAGCACAAGGGCUGCUUCACGCCGGUGGUCACCGACCCCAUCACGGAGCGCGUGAAGAAGAACACGCAGGACUUCAGCGACAUCAGCUACCGGGGCAUCCAGAGAAAGGUGGUGGAGAUGGAGCGGAGACGAGCCGACCAGGACCAGGAGGCGGUCACGGGCCUGCGCGUGUGGCGCACCAACCCCGGCUCCGUCUUCGACUACGACCCGGCGGAAGACAACAUCCAGUCGCGGAGCCUGCACCUGGUCAACGUCCAAGCCCAGCGCCGCAGCCGCGACCAGUCCCGCUCCGCCAGCGCGCUGAGCACCAGCGGCGGGGAUGAGAAGUCGGACCACUCGGAUCAUCACCUUUCCCACUACAGCAGCGGAGCGGGGAACUUCUUCUCGGCCACAUCCACAGCUUACAAGCACGCUAAAACCACGGAGCUGCCCCAACAGAGGUCGUCUUCGGUUGCCACUCAGCAGACGACUGUGUCCUCCAUCCCGUCUCACCCGUCGACUGCCGGGAAAACCUUCCGGGCUAUGUACGAUUACAUGGCGGCGGACGCGGACGAGGUGUCCUUCAAGGACGGGGACGCCAUCGUCAACGUGCAAGCCAUCGACGAAGGCUGGAUGUACGGCACCGUCCAGCGGACCGGACGCACGGGGAUGCUCCCGGCCAACUACGUGGAAGCCAUCUGAGCCCAGCAGGCUGAACUCCACUAAAAAACUUCAUCCUCCUCCCAGCCGGCGCUCUAGACAUCUGCUGAUGUAACAGACGACUCAUUCUAACCCUUCCAAGGUAAAAAUGACAGCUGGACUUGCCCACCGUAGCCUGCCAAUCAGACGAGUUGACGUCGUCUGUUUCCACUCCUGACCCGAAAUGACGUACCUUUUCGUUUCAAAAAGUCCAGCCUACUCAAUGUAUAGAAGCAUCUGAUGCCUUAAAAAAUCACCAAAAACCUAUUAUUUUCCCCCCCCGUGUGUUGAAGAUAUUUUUAUUGGAGGCGAGCGACCUGGAAAUGAACCCGGAGAAGCCUCUUCUCUCUCUGGCCUGCCCGCUGCUGAAUGCAUGCGUUUUCAGCCGGGCUUUCCAAGGUUGCACGGAUAUUAGUGACAAAAUAAAGUUCCCACUUC